UGCUUGCAAGGCAGGCAGGAUGAUGGUGAGCUGUGUGUUGGCAUGGCGGCUGCACUGGGGUCUCCUGCUGCUUGGCACAGUCCUACUGUACAGCCACCCAGUGUCCACUGGCAACCAAAGCUCUGGGGCCCUGACAGGUUCAGCCCAGGAGAGAACUGGCACCUGUGAGGUGGUGGCUGCCCAUCGCUGCUGCAACAGGAACAAGAUUGAGGAGCGUUCUCAGACAGUCAAAUGUUCCUGCUUCCCUGGCCAGGUUGCUGGUACAACCAGGGCUCAGCCCUCCUGUGUGGAAGCAUCCAUAGUGCAUCAGAAGUGGUGGUGUAGGAUGGAGCCGUGUUUGGAAGAAGAAGAGUGCAGGGUUCUUCCUGAUCUCACUGGUUGGUCCUGCAUCUCUGGGAACAAAGUCAAGACCACCAAGGUUGCACGAUAGCAAUAGUCCAUCUCAGCCUUCAGUCUGCUGUCCUCCCCUGACCCACAGCUGUCUUUGUCUUCCCUGAAGAGAACUGUCAUCCCAGUGCUCAUGGAAAACAUAAGAACCUGGAGAAGCUUCGUCUGGUGACAGAAACAACUGAAGGGCAGGAUUCACUAAAGGAAUUAGUUCUUAUUUCACACACACCACUGUGAAUGGGAUUUAGCUUUGCAGAUAUUUGUAAUAUUACGAAGUACUGUUUAAGAUGUAGUUCAUCUGAGUCAUCUGAAUGAAAUAACGGACUGCCUAUGAAAAUCUUCCUACAAAAGACAUGUCUUCGAUGGAAUGCAGGAAGUGUAGAAAGGACACGUGCACCGGGACAGAACAAUACUUUUGGAAGAAACCAGAUAUACAUGUAUUACCCUAAAACACAAACAAACACACACACACACACAGCUUUCAUCUCUACCGGUUAGACAAGCCACCACCUGCAAGGCUGCGAUGGCAUGCAAAUAAACAUGGAACUCAGAUGCAAAACAAGGGCUGUUUGAAAUGCUAAUCACGAGAUGAGGAGAAGAGGAGCCCCUUCACUGCUGAGAGUAUUUAUAUUACGCUUUUGUUUGUCUUUCUAAACUGAAGUCUCCUGUGGAGAGGACCUCAGUAAUAGUAAUGAUGGGAAAUGGUGCAGAAUUGUCUGUGCCUAGAAGCAAAUUGUAGCUACAAGCAAAAUGACAAACUGUAUUGUCAUUCUUCCUCCUUUAUUCCAAUGACCACUUUGUGUGCAACCACAAUAUUUGUCACUCUUAGACUUGGCCUAUAAAUGUUGGCAGAUUUAGUUUGUGACUUUAUGAUUGGAUAGCUGAAAUGUGUCAAUGAUAAAAGCACAAAUACUGAUGAAAGCCAAUCACUGCCCAUAUCAGAAGGAACUUUAACAUAACACAUUGGCAACCACAUUAUAACAGUUGGUGGAAGCUGACUGAAAACCAUUCUUGCUUACCAUUGGCAAUUAUAAUAGAUUUUUAAGAACAGUACAGUGUUAAUAAAGAGAGAAACAAACUCAUGGAUUUCAACUUUGAUACUGAGUGAUUUUCAGAAUCAUACUGCAUCUUUACGUUAAAGAUAUUACCAUACGUAUGUAUGCAUGUCAAAUACAAAGUGUAUUUGUUCCUGUUGUCAUGUUUCUAUGUGUAUAUAAGGGAAUUAAGAAAAUAAUAUUUUAUAUUGCAGUCAGCUACUGCUGUAAUAGGCUGAAUGCAAUUUGGUCAUGGCUCAAAGGUUUGCUCAAUUUGUUCCAUUUGU
Molecule: messenger RNA, 1708 nt
Organism: Osmerus eperlanus (European smelt)
Lineage: Eukaryota; Metazoa; Chordata; Actinopteri; Osmeriformes; Osmeridae
Product: chemokine-like protein TAFA-2
Exons: 4
Coding region: 20-430 (136 amino acids)
Molecular function (GO): receptor ligand activity
Source: RefSeq, a predicted model, not a curated record